AUGUCCUCUCCUGGUAUCAAACCUCGGGAGCAUGUGGACAUGAUGUACAUCUCCAUUGAGACAGCUAUCGCUCUGGCCUCAGUACUGGGUAAUGUGCUGGUGGUGCUGGUGGUGUGUGUGAACCGAGCUCUCCGCAACACCACCUUCUGCUUCAUCGUGUCUUUGGCAGUGGCUGACAUUGCUGUGGGAGUUUUGGUCAUCCCUUUGGCUAUUAUCAUCAGUCUUGGAUUUAGCACACAGUUCUACACUUGCCUCUUCCUGUCCUGCUUGCUGCUGAUUAUAACCCAGAGCUCUAUCCUUUCCCUGCUUGCUAUCGCCAUCGACCGUUAUCUCCGAGUCAAGAUUCCCACCAGGUACAGCACCAUAGUGACCCAGAGGAGGGCAUAUGUGGCAGUUUGUCUGUGUUGGAUCCUCUCCUUCCUCACUGGAUUGGUUCCAAUGAUUGGCUGGAAUAACAGUGAUGCUCAACGAAACCUCAGCAGUUCCAGCGACAUUAUCUGCAGAUUUACUACUGUGAUGAGGAUGGACUACAUGGUGUACUUCAACUUUUUCGGCUGGGUGGUGGUACCGCUGACCAUAAUGAUCGCCCUGUAUGGGGAGAUCUUUCGUGUGAUCCGGCGACGGCUUAACCAGCGUGCUGAAGCCACUUGUGAUGCAGAAAGGUACUAUCGGAAAGAGCUGAGGUUGGCAAAAUCGCUGGCCUUGGUGGUUUUCCUCUUUGUUGUGUGUUGGCUGCCAAUACACAUCAUGAACUGUAUCACUUUCUUCUGCCAAGACUGUGUCAUACCCAAGUUUGCCAUGUAUGUAGGCAUUUUCAUGUCCCAUGUGAACUCAGCACUAAAUCCGCUGGUUUAUGCAUUCAGGAUAAAGCGGUUCCGUGUCACGCUGAUCCAGAUCACUCGUCGUUGCAUGUUAUGUAAGCCCACAGAACCCACCCCGUACCCCACCAGCACACCUGGCGUGACUGAGAAAAUGGAUGUAAACCUGACACAUGGAGUGGAAAAUUCCCCUGUACAUGGUGUACAGUGA
Scomber japonicus (chub mackerel) is the source of this 1029-nucleotide messenger RNA. Its product is annotated as adenosine receptor A1. Bases 1 to 1029 code for a protein of 342 amino acids. Lineage: Eukaryota; Metazoa; Chordata; Actinopteri; Scombriformes; Scombridae. The record is from RefSeq and is a predicted model, not a curated record. Gene Ontology annotation, cellular component: synapse; membrane; dendrite. The transcript has 2 exons. Gene Ontology annotation, biological process: G protein-coupled adenosine receptor signaling pathway. Gene Ontology annotation, molecular function: G protein-coupled adenosine receptor activity.